Molecule: messenger RNA, 2574 nt
Organism: Labrus mixtus (cuckoo wrasse)
Lineage: Eukaryota; Metazoa; Chordata; Actinopteri; Labriformes; Labridae
Gene: fez1
Product: fasciculation and elongation protein zeta 1 (zygin I)
Exons: 10
Coding region: 295-1524 (409 amino acids)
Cellular component (GO): axon; cytoplasm
Source: RefSeq, a predicted model, not a curated record
GAUUGGAAAACAACGGGCUGUGGGAGGACGCAUCAGGGAGGCUGUGGGCUAAAGGGUGAGGGAAGGGAUACACACCAAAAGCUCGGACCACGCUGCCAUCUUUACCUCCCUCUUCUUCUUCUUUUUUUCGUUCCUCUUCUUCAUAUCUGGGAUGAAUGCCGCUCCUGCUCCUCGGUGGGUUUUACAGCUGAGGGAAAAGACUCUCCUCGUCUGAGCAGAUCCUGAACAAGCCGAGCCUGGAAAACAACCACACAGUCUACUGCAGGACUCAGAGAUCUACAGACAGGGGUCACCAUGGAAGCCCCUCUUGUGUGUUUGGAUGAGGAGUUUGAGGACCUGCGGCCCUGUCACAUGGACGAGUUUAACGACUCCUCUUACUCCACCAACACCUCCACCACCGUCCCCCUGGCCACUAUCACCCGCGAGGACUUCUCUGAGCUGGAGAACUUCUCUGAGAUGAUGAGCUUCAAGUCCAUGGAGGACCUGGUCAAUGAGUUCGACGAGAAGCUCAACGUCUGCUUCCACAACUACAACACCAAGACGGAGGUCCUGGCACCGAUACGCACCCAGACACACAGCCAGGAGGACGAGGAGAGGUUGCAGGAUGAAGACGUGUGGGAUGCUCUGACCGACAACUACAUCUCCACCUGGGACAACCCCGACCAAGAGGGACUCAACGGCAACCUGUCCGAGCAGGAGGUACGUGUUGCUGCUCAGCUUCAUAUCCACGAAAAAGAGGAGGAGGAGAUGAAUGAGAAGAAUGACAACGCCAACUGCUUGAGUGAAGAGCCUCUUAUCACAGCUGACCAGGUCAUUGAGGAGAUAGUCGAGAUGAUGGAGAACUCUCCAGAUCCUGGUGAAACAGAGGAGGAGGAGGAUGAGGAGGAGAACAGCCACUGCUCAUCCACAAACAACCCCUCCUUGCUUGAGGAGAUCCGGCAGCUGUCACUGGCCUCCAACAACAACUGCUCCUAUGAAGGUCUGUGUCUGAUGCCCAGCUCAGCGCUGGAAGAGCUGCUUCAUCGGGUGGAGGCCACCAUCCGUGAGUUCUCAGAGGAGCUUGUCAGUCAGCUGGCCCGGCGUGAAGAACUGGAGUUUGAGAAGGAGGUAAAGAACACGUUCAUCACGGCCCUGAUGGAGGUGCAGAACAGGCAGAGGGAGCAGAGAGAUAGCAGCAAACGCCGGCGUCGAGACAAAGCCCUGAGUCUGCAGGGAGGAGGGACGCCACCUGUGAACGGAGGAAACACAGGAAACACAGAGAAGACAGGAAGCAUGCCUGUCAAGCGCUUCAGCAUGGAGGGACUGUCCAACAUCCUGCAGACGGGCAUCAGACAGACAUUUGGAAGCACAGGGAAUGACAAACAGUAUCUGAACACAGUUAUUCCUUUUGAGAAGAAAGCCACCCCUCCAUCUGUCGACGACCUGCAGAUGCUCACAAAAAUUCUUUUUGCCAUGAAGGAGGACAGUGAGAAGGUGCCUACACUGCUAACUGACUACAUAUUAAAAGUCUUGUGUCCCACCUAAAGCUCCACCAGGCCGGGGGGCCACAGUGUGACGGAGAACCCUCCCUCCCUCCCUCCAUCCAUCCCCCCCCCCCCCCCCGCCUCAGGCCCGAGCUGCAUGACCUCCCUUCUUUUACCAUUAUCGACCAUGGAUCCUCACCAUCGACAUUAUUGUAUUCACCUCAACUAUGACUACUGCCUUCCGCUGAGCUCACCUGUUUCCCCCUCCCCUGCACAUUACGCUCAGGCCACAUGCAAAAUGGCCGCUGCUCGAUAGAUAAAAAUAAGCGGGACGGCCAAUCCUGCUCUAAAGGACUUCACUAAUGGAGCAUGACAUGCUACUAAUGAUCCUAACACUACUCCAGCACAGGGAUACGACUUUCUCAUUGCUUUCUUUUUCUUCAUUUCUUUACUUUCUCUUUGUUUUUCUCUGACUGAACUUACAAUGUUGCCAAGUUUGAACACAUAUUCUUUUGGACUGACGUCUUGACCACUGGGUUCUGUUCAUUUGUUCAUUUGUUAUUCUUCAAAGACUACACUGUUAAAGAAAUGAAAUGCCAUACUGGAUCCACAAGUGAUCCUUUCCCUGUAUUGUGUCCGAUUCAUUUGAAUACAAAAGCCAUGCACCUUUUUCUGCCAACUUAGUACUGUAGCUCCAUGGGAACGAGAGGAGACACACGAGUAUUACGGGUGCAGUGCAGUGCAUUACACAGCUUUUUUCUUUCUCUUUCUUUUUUUGUGUCUCUCUAAAAAUCCAGUGCUCUUUUUGACUUUUUUGAAAUUUCUUUUUCAUUUGUUACCUGGAUAUUUGAUAUAAACUGUGUUGCUGAUUUUCUACUUUUGAUUUACUGUGUCAUCAGAGUGCAGGUUUGUGUGCAGUCACCCUGUUCAGCCACGUGGAGGUGUUUCACUGAGUGUUCCUUCGGAUAUAUCGUCCCCCCUGAUGAGAUGAGCUCAUUUCAAAAAAAGGCGUGCAUAUUAGCAUAUUUAUGAUUCCUUUGCGCCAUGUAGGUGAAUGUGACAUCGCUAAUCGCAAAUUCUAAUAAACAUUCAAUAAACAUUCAAUCCUGAA